UAUCUUUUUCGUUUCAGUACAGAUGUCUACGUACAAACACACUUAGUAUAGACAUGUAGCACACUCAAUUGUGUUUUAAUCACAGCGACUAUCUUUUUAUUGAUGUGUAUUUGAUUUUAUUAAAUUUUGUUAUAAAACAAAAAUGUAUAGACCACAGUGCGGAAUUUGUCAAGAAUUUAUUGACGAUAAUAGUGUUCUUUUCACAAUACCAUGUGGUCAUAUCCAACAUCAUCAUUGCCUGCUUCGUGUGUUGAGCGAUUCACAGACAUGUCCCAUAUGCCGACAGAAAGCAUCGCAAUUGGAUGCUAAGAAAGUUUUUUUAAAUUUUUCUGCAAUCCAUGAUGACGAGGAAUCGCCAAGAAUAAAAAAAUUACGUAAAAAAAAUAUGAAUUUGUUAGCGAGGCUGCGUUCAACUGAGCUCGAUCACGAAAACUGCAGAGUGAAAUUAGAAGAAGCAAGACGGUACGCGAAAGUUCUUGAAAAGGACUACUGGAUAGCGUCUGCAAAAGAAAUAAAAAGUACUCGCGCUUUACUAGAAGCGAAGAAAAGAAUACAAAAUUUGCAGUUGAAAAAUAGUGAACUCCAAAAAGAAUCGACCAAUGAAAGGGAAAAAUUUAUUGAAACCAUAAAAAAACUGGAAGAAUGGAAACAAAAUACCUAUUGGGUAGCAAUAGGGUUUCAUACUUGCUUGUUGAUUAUCAUGCUUAUAGACCAAUUAGGUGGAAUAGAAUAUUUUGGUAUUUCGAAAAGUACGUUUCUUUCGAACCUCGUUUUUUUAAUAAUUAUUGUUUCAUCGACACUUAUAGUAGAUGGAUUUCAGUGAGUAUUUUCGAUCGAACUGCGUUACAUAAAAUAAGUAUAUAAUAGUAUAAUAAGUAGUUAAUUGUAACUAUUAUUGUGAUAUUAUUGUAAAUAUGGUUAUAAAUAUGGAAUGAUAUAAAUUACUUUGGUAACAAAUAUCAUGCGACACCUAGUGUAAAAAAAUUAUAAAUCUUACAGUCCUUUUAAAGAAUUAUUAUGAUAAACAAUUAGAAAUGUAAUUAUGAUCAACGAACUAUUGCGAAAUUCAUGAAAAUUUUUAUGUAAGAUGUGACCAAAGACUGUGAAAAAAUUAAGGUUUAUGUUUCUGGUUUCAAAGUCAAAAAGAAAUGAUUAAUUGAAUCCGAUAUGAAAAAGUAAAAAUUAUACUUUUCUAGUAUAAAAACUAUUACUACAAUUAUCUUACAUGAAUAAGUUAUGCUAUAAAGACGAUAAUAUUAAUAAGAUGUUAUGAAUUCAUAAUCACAUUUUAUAUUAAGGUCAUUAUUAUCGCAUUAUAUUGUCUGGUAAAAAAUAAAACACGACUUCUGAUUA
This is a messenger RNA of Trichogramma pretiosum, 1353 nucleotides long. Its product is annotated as E3 ubiquitin-protein ligase TRAIP-like. The transcript is spliced from 3 exons. The record is from RefSeq and is a predicted model, not a curated record. The coding region runs from base 143 to 823 and encodes 226 amino acids. Lineage: Eukaryota; Metazoa; Arthropoda; Insecta; Hymenoptera; Trichogrammatidae.